Molecule: messenger RNA, 666 nt
Organism: Meloidogyne enterolobii
Lineage: Eukaryota; Metazoa; Nematoda; Chromadorea; Rhabditida; Meloidogynidae
Source: the annotation of a GenBank genome assembly
AUGGCAGCUUUAAAAUAUGUACGUGAACUUCAAUCUUUCCCUUUUGAGGAUUACAAAGAAGAAUUGUCACAUUUGAUGUUUGUUGUAAUUUCAUACCCUCAAAAGGGCCCAUAUGAAUAUUUAUUUCAUUCUGGUCGUUGGUUUGGGUUAGAAGAGGAAUUGGCACAAGCAUUAACUGAUUAUCGAAGUUCCUUGACUGCAAUCCUCUCAGCUGGUGCAAAAACUGUUCCCUCUCUUCUAACAAUGCGUGCAUUUCUUUCUUCAGCCCGUCCAGGAAGUACGUCAACAUUGUCUGAUGAAUUGCCUUGUAAUGUGCCAAUCCCUGAACAAGUUCAUUCUUCUUUUUGUUGUCCAAUAUUAAAAGUGCAGAGCACAGAAACGAAUCCGCCUGUUAGACUUUGUUGUGGACACGUAAUAAGUAUGGAUGCUAUGAAUAAAUUGGCACAACAAAGCAGAAAUAAUCGUUUAAAAUGCCCCUAUUGUCCAUUGGAAUCUGUUCUACAAGAAACAAAAGUUUUACAUUUUUGAGAUUUUAUUAUGGAUAUAGAUUAUAUCUGUAUUUUUUGGUAUUUUUGGAUAUCCUGUAUCCCCUAGUUGUAGUUUUAAAGUUUUCAUUGAGAAAGAAUUUUUUGAUUUUAUUAAUGUCUCUCACUCAUUUGAAUAUGU